AUGGCUUCCGCCACGCGCUUCCCGGUUCUUGCCAGUGUUUGGCUGGCUCUCUACGUGGGUGCCGUCGGUUCAUGCACGGUAUCCGUCAUUGCCUCUACGUACAUGGGCGCCUUUGCGGCGCAGAAGGAAGAUGGUGAAGUGAUCACAUGGGGACACAGCACCUAUGGCGGCGACUCAAGCGGAGUUGCUUCAAAUCUUUCGCGUGGAGUUGUGCACAUCGCUGCAGGCGCCGAGGCCUUUGCGGCGAAGAUGAUGGAUGGCAGUGUGAUCACCUGGGGGAACAGUGGUAGGGGCGGUGACUCCAGUGCGGUUGCAAGCUUCCUGUCAUCCGGAGUUGACAAAGUCUUUGGAACCAGGUGGUCUAUGGCAGCGCUCAAGAUCGAUGGCAGUGUUGUCGGCUGGGGCAUCUUCCAAGACUACGAGGAUGUGAGAAGCAACCUGACGUCCGGAGUCGUCUCCCUCAUCCCCUCCGGCAAUGGAUUCGCAGCACUGAAGGCCGACGGGAGCGUGGUUACAUGGGGUCUUCGACCCCAUGCACCACUCAGUGCGGUCACGUCCGGGGUGGUCAGCGUUCAUGCCUUCCACAACUUACACAACUUACGCAACGCGUGGUGGGCCGUGAAGGAUGACGGCAGUGUGUUCACAUGGGGGCAAGGUUGCGUUUCCCAAAAUUAUGUGGUGGAUCUGUCCGGAACGGAGGCUUGUCACAUGCUGACUGUCAGUCUAUGCGCCUGCAAGAAGCAGGACGGGAGUGUCGUGAGUUUUGGGAUAGAGCAAGACAUACCAUCCCCGACCGCAGACCUUGCAGCUGGAGUAGACUACGUGGUUGCUAGCCUGACGGGGUUUGCAGCGAGAAUGCUGAAUGGUAGUGUAAUAACCUGGGGAAGGAACAGUGAGGCAGAUUCCAGCGCUGUGUCAGGCGACCUGUCCUCAGGAGUUGUGGCAGUCUACGCGUCCGCUGGUGCUUUCGCAGCACUCAAAGCAGAUGGUUCAGUCAGAACAUGGGGCAAGACUACUCACGGCGGCGACUCCAGUGCAGUUGCCAGUCAGCUUUCGUCCGGUGUGAUACGGAUCAGGGCUGCCGGCGAAGCCUUCGCUGCUCUCAAGGACGAUGGAAGCGUCGUUACUUGGGGAGACAGCCAAGAUGGCGGUGAUUCGAGCGAGGUAGCAGCAGAUCUAGCCUCAGGCGUGGACUUUAUGGCUGUCACGGCACAUGCCUUUGCAGCUCGAAAGGUGGACAGUAGCGUGGUCACGUGGGGAAGGUCUGACAGGGGUGGCAACUCGAGUGCCGUGGCACAUCGCAUCUCGUCUGGAGUGCCGGAGGAUCCAUGCUUCACGGUCACCACGACGAGUUUGACAAUGUCAAGUAGCACGAGGACCACAUCCACAGGGACCACAUCCACGAAGACCGCGAGCACAGCAACCAGCAGCACGGCUAGCACAAGAACCACUACCAGCAGCAGCACCUGGACCACAUCGGGCACGAGCUCCUCUGUGACCAGCACCUCUACCAGCACCGUGAGCACCUUCCCGGACCUCGUCGGCGCCCACGUGGAUAUCACAGAAGACGACGAUGGAACCGAAAUAAGCAUCGAAGCCGUGGCCGGCAUAGCGGGCGCUGUGGCCGCUUUCAUGGUAAUGGUGGUAUUUGGUUUCUGGUACGCUCGUUGCGGCGGAUCAGGGAUCUCUUUCUACAAGUGCCUGACCUGCUUCCUGGGUGCUCAAACCGGAGGAGCGACUGCGACGGCAAGCGUGUAG
Molecule: messenger RNA, 1758 nt
Organism: Symbiodinium natans
Lineage: Eukaryota; Dinophyceae; Suessiales; Symbiodiniaceae
Source: the annotation of a GenBank genome assembly